AUGACCACUGUUAGACCUUUCAGAUGCGAGGAUAUGUUUCAUUUCAGCAAUGUGUGAGUACGAUGAUAUAUUUUCGUUAACGUUGAAGUGUCUGAUAUCGGGCAAAUGCGAUGGGAAUACAGUUGAAUAUCAGAAGAGCACAGUGUAUAUUCAGUUCAUUGACAUUGCUUAGCCAAGUGAAUGGCAUAAAAUGCAACUAUGACCUGAUUUCUUUUCAACAAAUAGAUUUCAUACUUCCGUGCGUCCGUUCAGUAGUAGAUCGUAGAUGAUAUCAAAAUGUGGUAUGAACAAAAUAGUGGUAUAAGAGGCGCAGUUGUUUGUGUCACUGACGCUCUUGCCCCAUUUUGACUUCUUCAGUCAUUGAUUACUGAACAGACCAAGGUAUCUUGACCAAGCUGCAGAAUUUGCAACAAAACUCUUCAAAUUCUAAUUUGCAUUUAAUUAACAACAUUACAACAUCUUUGUAUGAUUCCUACUUCUUUUAAAAUCAAAGUCAAAAUUUUGCAAGCCUGCACUUCACUUGUGACGUGGUUUCUAUGGUUAUUUCUAUGUUUUCCUGGGUUUUUUUAACAUAGCUUUAAGUUUACCCUUUGGGUAGGUUUGUGUCUUAGAAUUGAAUAACUCUCUCGAAUUCUCCCCAGCCCCAUCGUGUUAAGAUGGAGUUAUGUAAACAUGGGAAAAAGUCCUCUAUUGCUCUCAUGGAAAUUUUCUUAAAAUUAACUCUACCAUUUACUAUUCAUUACCCCAGGUAACAUUAUCCUUUGACAAUGAGGUAUUUUAAUCUGCUGAAGUUAGAAAACUUUUUAUAUCAUCCUAUUGGAAUUGUCAUCCCUGACUAGGAAUAAUGGACAGCCAACGCACCCUGAUACCCUAACAUGAUAUUGGCCUUGUCUUGGAAUAAUUCAGUCAUGUGGUUGAAGAGCCAGUGGUAGAGCAUUGUGUGAUGAUCUUGACAGCAAUCAAAUGGUGAUGAUGAUGACUGAAUGAAAUGAGGGGAAAGUGAAAAAAAUGAAAUAAUUAUUUUGGAAAGUUAGCAAGACAGAAGGAUAAAUUUAUUCUCCUUGCCCUCCAAUUUGAAUACAUUCAAGAACAUGUGAUCAACUUAAUUUGUGACUGUGUUUGUUUUCAUUUCUUUUUCCAGGAACUUAGAUCCCUUGACUGAGACUGUAUCCUUAGAUGUAAUUUUCAUUUCCAAAAGUUUAGAAGUAUUAAACCAGUACCAACUUUGCCCAUUUUGGAAUAGAACCUCUGGAAAAAUAAGAACAAUGGAUCUUAUGAUGUAUUUGUACAAAAAAAUUAAGUAAUUACAAUUUAAUAUACAAUAGUUUUUAUUUAUAGCAACAUUUCCCAAAUUUUUUUCUUAACAUUACUGCAGUAUGGACUAGCAUUCUAUCUUCAAUAUCUGGCACACUGGCCAGAGUAUUUUCAAGUAACAGAAUCACCUACAGGACAAAUUAUGGGUUACAGUAAGUGCUAAAAUAUUGAACUGUUUUUCUUUUUAAUAUGUACUUUUAAUUCAGAAUUAUGAUAAUAUUGAGACUCCAAAUGACGCCUUGAACUAGUGUUGGAUAGUGGCUUAAAGUCUGACCUAUUAUAUUGAGAGGGAUGAAAAUUAACAUUUGUGACUUUUUCAUUUUAACAUUAUAAGUCUUCAAUGUCACCAAUUAAAAUGCAAGUGAAGGCAAAUAAGCACAGGCUAUUUUGAUUCAGGGUCUAGUUAUCAGCAUGUUGGACUCUGGUGGGGAUGGGGCUGGGGAUAUUUCUCUAAAAGCUCCGGCAGCUGUCAUCUUUACUGGUUAUGAACCACACUGUUUAUAAUGCACUGUCCACAAACUGUUUGUAAUUGUACCAAUCUAUAAGCAUGCAUUCAGGCAAUUAAAGCAGAGGGCUUAUGAUUCCAACCCACUGAGAUGCUGUAGAAAGAAAAAACCAUGAUGCUAUCUUGUGGCCCACAACAUACAACUUUAUCAAUCUAUUUUGAUUUUACAAUGAGACUAGAGGUACCAUUUUUCAGGUGUAAAUGGUAAGCAUUCCAAUACUAUUUUAAUUUCAGUUAUGGGAAAAGCUGAAGGAAGUGUGCAACAAGAAGAAUGGCAUGGUCAUGUGACAGCAGUAACCGUAGCCCCUGAGUAUCGACGACUUGGACUAGCAGCAAAGCUGAUUUCCAACUUGGAAGAGAUCUCAGAAAAGUAAGGCACUGCAUUUUUGAAAGAGUUAGAAUUAUUCACUGAAUGGAAAGCCUGAUAAUGUAUAACAUGUGUAAGGCUAUCUAGUGGAUAAACUAUAGAUCACUAUGCAGUAAUUAGAGGCUAGCCAGAGAUGACUUGUGCUUUACUUUACACCAAAAUAAUAGAUUAUUGAUCUGUGUCAAAGGCUUAUCCACCUGAAAAAAAAAGGACCUGCUGGUCAUCUGUUUAAGACUGAAUUCUAAAAAGUGACCUGGACUGAUAAGUUACCUUAAAUUAAAUGUCCAGUCCUGAUCAAAAAGCUGAUCUUCAAGUAGGUGUUAUCAGAGACACUGCAUUGGACAUAAAAUUUCCAGAGGAUUUUGUGGUUUGGGAACUCAAACACAAAAAUACAGUGCUUGAGGUUUUCACUUCAACCCUUUGCACACUAAGAUGAGAAUACAAGUUCUCCAUACUGAUCUUUCUACAUUUCCUAUGAUCCUUAAGUAGAGAAUUAGUCAAACAAUCAGGUACUUCUUGAGUUUGUGGUCAUUUCCUUUAUUCUCAUGACCUUAAUGUUUGAUUCAGGGGUGAGAAUGUUGAGAGAAAUUAGAUGUUUAUCGCUCUUAGGGUUUAAGAAAUGUAAUAAGAGGAGAGUAGUGUAAAGCAACACCUGAACAUCCUUCAGGUAUGGAUAAGAAACAGCUGUGGAUAUGGAAAUUUUGUGGGAUAGUUCUUUGAUCUAGAUGUCUAAUGACCAUGUUACAUUGUGAUAAGGUUGAUAUCAUAGAUACAAUAAUUUUUCUCUCAAUUAAUGCACUUAAUUUAUAUAUCUUGAACUUUUUUUUAGGAAAGAUGCUUUUUUUGUGGACUUAUUUGUGCGCAUGAGUAACAAUGUUGCUGUAGACAUGUACAAGCAGCUAGGUUAUGUGAUUUAUAGACGAGUCCUUGAGUACUAUUCAGGAGAUCCAGAUGAAGAUGCCUUUGGUAAGAAUUCUAUUUCUAAUUUGAAAUUUACUCUAAAGAUGGUUUUGUCUUUCAUGCAAGAAACUAAAUCCUAGGAGUGAAUAACUGAGACAUCUGAUAACAGUUGGCAUUUUAUAUGGCCAUAAGUCAUGUACUGAAAUUGGUCAGCUAGACUGCAAAUUCGCAGAUGAAAAACAACUUUCUGUCAGGAGGUUAACCUCCAUUGGAGAAUGGAGUUGACAAAGCUGAUGGUGAGUAAUAAAUUGAUAAAAUGGAAUGACUCUACAAUUGGACUAGGGCAGUGACUGCCAGGACAGGAAAUGCUCUAAAUCAAGGUCCUGCCCACUUAAGAAUCUCAGAAACUGAUUUGUAUUUUUCAACUGUAACAAACAGACAUCAUCUCUCUUUGGCCCAGUUAAGUGUAUUUGGUAUGCAAGAAUAUCUUUGUUAGUUAGAGUUGUCAAGUUUAUAAUGAAGGAUUGCAAAACUCAUCUGAAAUUGGUGUGGUAUUCCCAAGUCCCUGUGGCACACAACCAGCGUAGCAUUCAUACAGAAACUCCUCCCCCCUGGAGAACACAAGAUAAUUGAAUGGUGUGAUAGUCACUAAUGGCAUUUUUUCUCUAUGGAAUAUAGACAUGCGUAAAGCACUGUCACGUGACAAAGACCAGAAGUCCAUUGUCCCACUAAAGGACCCUGUUAGACCUGAAGAUAUUGAAUAAAACAAGGGACCAACUGCCAGCAGAUAGGACUUAAGGUUUUGUAGAGGAAUUGCUUGAACUCUUUCUCACACACCUUAGGGUUAGGGUUAGGGUUAAGGACAUUUUAAGAAGUUUCUGAACACUUUCUCUUGUGACUUUUUGCUAAAUUUAUACCCUAUAACAUUAUUUAUUGGUCAGGACAAAUGUUCAUCUUUUAAAUUUGUAGCCUGCAGAACAGGCGUGAUACUGGGGAGCUAGUAAAUUAUAACUACCAUCUUUUAAUUUUGCUGUAGUGGAAGGCUGGUAGAAAGAGAGGAAUUGAGGGAUGGUCAAAAGAAAUGAGAGGGGAGGGGUAGGGCAAUAGAAAUCGUGUUUUUUUCUACCCCCUCCCUUUGCCGUUCACUCUAACCCUAAAUCAUACAUUGGCGGGCGGAAUUAUCAAUCGAGAGCUAGCAACGCGGGCUCGUCCUAAUAAGAUGUCUAUUAACUCAAAAGCAUCCUUUACUUAAUCAAUACACUCAAUAAAAACAGGUGAUAACAAAUAUCACGCCUUUUCAUUCAAAGGUUUUGUUAAUAUAACAGCAAAUUUUCCUUACUAAUCUACCAGGAAGUGUGUAAAUCUCGUAGGGAGAGUUAAAGCUAAGAUGAAAAGAGUUAGGCUUAACUAUCCUCUGACUUCUGAGUGUGACUAGCAUCUAAUUUCUCCUUACAAUAUCGCCCCUGAAUCACACAUGUAGGUCACGAGAACAAAGGAAAUGAUCACCAACUAAAGAAGCUCUUGAUUGUCAAACUCUCCAUGUUGGUACUGUUG
Molecule: messenger RNA, 4640 nt
Organism: Pocillopora meandrina
Lineage: Eukaryota; Metazoa; Cnidaria; Anthozoa; Scleractinia; Pocilloporidae
Source: the annotation of a GenBank genome assembly